UUAUAUAGACUAGAGGGAAACUCACCAAAGCACUGAGCUCCACAGCAGUGAAGGCCACAGAUCGGCUCCAUUACAGGCGGAACCUUUAGCAUCAAGCACGGAUUCAAAUACGGAUUAUUUUUGCAGACGCACCGCUGCGCUCAGGAGCGAUUGAACAGUUAAGGAUGGCACAAGCGGAUGGCAGGGCUCUGGCUUUGGGAGUUCUGGCAGGGGCUGCUGGGAUCAGCUUGGCGAUUGUCUGCUUCCGCAAAAUAGGAGCAGGCGGUGGAAGAGUCCUACACCUGAGCAGCAACAGAGAUCACACAGCAGGCAGCCUGGGUCUACAGACGGGCCAGGCGGAGGUGCUGGAUCGGCUGGGAGCUCUGAUCCACUGUGUGUCUGAGCUCAAAGAGGAGGUAAAAGCCUUGAAGGAUGCACUUCCACACCUGCAGGACAACGUCAGAGAUCAGCUGAGGCGCCGGAGCGGGGACGAUAUCAGUGCUCGCAGAGCAAGUCCACUUCAUCGAACUCCCACCAGGAGAAAAAGAGCAGGUGUCUCAGACAGAAGUGAAGAACAAAGCUCAGAAGAGGCCGAGAGUGAAGGAGGGUAUAUAACAGCACUGACAGAUUCUGAGGAGGAGGAAAGUGACGAUGAGCAAAGGCCACUGCAGGAGCCGGUGGAUGAGCUUACAGCCCUGCUACAGAAAGCAGACCGACUGCACAGCUGUAACGGGGAAGAGAAAGCACAAGGCCUGAAUUUUCUGCUGGAGAGGAAAGCAGAGUUUGAUCAGAAGUGCCAGUACCUUUGGCGGUUGUCCAGAGCCUAUGCAGAUGCACAUGAUUUUGCCGUAGACCCUGCAGAGAAGAAGAGCUGCGCUGAGAAUGGAAAAAAAGUUGGUGAAGAGGCCAUUUCCAUCAAUCCACAGUGUGCUGAAGGUCAUCAGUGGUAUGCUAUACUCUGUGGGCUCCUGUCAGAAUAUGAAUCUAUUCAGAAUAAAAUAAAAAAUGGUUAUCUUUUUAAGGAUCAUCUGGAUAAAGCAAUUGAGCUGAAGCCUGAAGAUCCUCUGUCGUAUUACUUGCUGGGUCGCUGGUGUUAUGCUGUGUCACAAUGUACGUGGAUAGAGAGGAAAGUCGCUGCUACUUUGUUUGGAGAGCCACCCAGUGCCACGGUCCAGGACGCCCUGCAGAACUUCCUCAAGGUAGAAGAGAUCAGUCCCAAGUAUUCAAAAUUCAACUAUGUGUUUUUAGCCAAGUGUUACAAAGACUUGGGUCAGAGGAGUCAAGCCCAACAGAUGUGUGACGCUGCCUCUGCAAUGAACAUUCAGACUAAAGAGGAUGAGGAGGCACAGAAGGAAUUGGACACUAUUGUUGCAUCACUUUAACAAGUCUCCAACAAAAGCUGUCUGUCUUUGUGUUCCGUCUCUUUAAACUCUACUGUGACCUUUACCCACAAACCCAACAUAUGAGCUACUAAUGUUGGCCAGGCCACAUUAUUCCUCUAUUAAAGGGGAAACCAGCAGCAAUAUUUUGUUUAUUUUUAGUUUACGCACAAAAUACUGUAUGUGUUUUGCAGGACAGUUUAUUUUUAAUAAUUUGUGUCUGUUUUAGACAUCAUAAUAGUUGCAAUACACAGCGUGGCUGUCACCUAUUGAAACCGCAGUGACCAUCAGUGGCUGCUGUUAGAAUGAAUUUAGAAUGAAUUACACUAAAAAAAGAAAUUUUGCUGAAAAUCUACCUCUUCAUUUCAUUCAUUUAAAAACAGUUUUGGAUAAAUCUAGCAUUACAUCACUUGCUCACCAGUGGAUCCUCUGCAGUGAAUGGGUGCCAUCAGAAUGAGAGUCCAAACAGCUGAUAAAAACAUCACAAUAAUCCAGUAGUAAACAACACCAUUCCAGUCUAGUUUGUAAGAAACAAAUCCAUCAAGACACUUUAACUGUACCAUGUUUUUGAGUCUAUUAUUCAAAAUAACGCUUCCUCAAGUGAAAAAGUCCAUCCCCUGUUGUUUUCCUAAAUCAAAGUUCACCAGUUUUUGCUUGAAUUCUAUGCAUAUUUCUCUGGAAAAAGCAAUAUUGGAUAGAGGACUAUUAUUUUAGCCAUAAAUGACAGUCUUGAUGGAUUUGUUACUUACAAACAUGCAGCUCACGAGAUGUACACUGAUGGACUGGAGUGGUGUGGAUUACUGUGUUGUUUUUAUCAGCUGUUUGAACUCUGUUUCUGAAGGCACCCAUUCAAUGCAAAGGAUCGAUUGGUGAGCAGGUCAUAUAAUGCUAUGAAUUCUCAAAAUCUGAUUAAAAAAAAAACCUGUCUACAUCUUGGAUGGCCUGGAGAUGAGUAAAUCUGACCAUUAGCAUGAAGUCUGGUGCAAUUGUGUGCAAAAAGAUUUGGCUGGUUGGCAUUAAAAGCAUGCAUUGACAGUUCAUAUGUUAAUAUGUACUUUCUAAUUAGAAUUUCUUCCUAUUUCUGUUAAUUAAAAAACAGAAAUUAAUUAUUAUUUCAUAGACAUAACUUACGAAACAGUAUGACUCUAAACCUCCUGAAAAGUGUCUGAAACAAACUUUUAGAACAAUUGUGGCACAUUUCAUGGUUAGUUCUUCCAGAAAAGCUGAUAUGAAAUUGCAAAAGUGAAAUGUUUAACAAAAAUGUUUAACCUUUCAUAGCACAAUCCUCCCUAAUGAAAUGCAGUCUCUUGCAGUUUUUAUUAAGAACACCUGAACUCCAUCUGGAUUUAAUCUUGUUAAUCAAAUUCUCUCUUUAAGAACGUUAUAUUUUUGUUAUAUAUUACUGUUAUAGAUUUUAAUCCCUAGACAUUAUUUUUUGACCAAAGAUGAUUUCUAUAUCACAGAGAAAUUAUGGGGUCCAUGUAAGUCUAAUGUAAUAUUUUUAAUUAUGUUAUUGCUAAAAUAGUUUUAAUAUCGUUUGUUGGUAUUCAGCAUAAUGCAUGCAAGCAUUUUUAUGUUAAAAUGAUUGCAAUUGCUCUCUGUAUGGUACAUUUUAGAUUAUUGGUGAUAUUAAGAUUGUAAUGGUGCAUAUGUAGAUCAACACUUUUCUGCUGCUCAAUACAAUGUACAAUAAGGUGAAA
This is a messenger RNA of Carassius gibelio (silver crucian carp), 3058 nucleotides long. Its product is annotated as regulator of microtubule dynamics protein 2. Gene Ontology annotation, molecular function: microtubule binding. The record is from RefSeq and is a predicted model, not a curated record. The transcript has 12 exons. The coding region runs from base 165 to 1361 and encodes 398 amino acids. Lineage: Eukaryota; Metazoa; Chordata; Actinopteri; Cypriniformes; Cyprinidae. Gene Ontology annotation, cellular component: spindle microtubule; cytoplasm; mitotic spindle pole.